Syngnathoides biaculeatus (alligator pipefish) is the source of this 4177-nucleotide messenger RNA. It is a transcript of the gene znf384a, whose product is annotated as zinc finger protein 384 a. The record is from RefSeq and is a predicted model, not a curated record. Lineage: Eukaryota; Metazoa; Chordata; Actinopteri; Syngnathiformes; Syngnathidae. Gene Ontology annotation, molecular function: DNA-binding transcription factor activity, RNA polymerase II-specific; RNA polymerase II cis-regulatory region sequence-specific DNA binding. The coding region runs from base 230 to 1993 and encodes 587 amino acids. The transcript is spliced from 10 exons. Gene Ontology annotation, biological process: central nervous system development; regulation of transcription by RNA polymerase II. Gene Ontology annotation, cellular component: nucleus.
GUGUAGUUUAUUUUGAAAGAAUCGGCCGGAACCACGCGUGUUUCACUCUCACAAACUUGACGCUUGGCGGGCACCGAGAGGGUGGAAAAAAAAAAGCCAAGGAGGAAAAAAAAAGGAAUAUCCGAGGGGUAAGAGAAGCGAAUUUGGAUAAACUUUCCCAACUGUCCCGACCUGAGGAAGCUCCAAGAGGGGGGGAGGGAGCGGACGGCCAGUGGACUUAAUCGAAAUAAUGGACGAAUCCCAUUUCAACUCGUCAUACUUUUGGUCUCCCGUCCCCACUGUACAAGGACAGAUCGAGAGCGCCAUGUUCCUGAACAAAACCAAGGAGCAGCUCGGCGCCGAGAAGCCCGGCGCUCCGGCGUUCCCGCACUCGGCGGCGUCUUCCUCGGCUCCGCACUACCCCACGGCGGUGCUCGCCAUCCCCGGAUCGGUGGAGUCGGGGGCCGGGCUGCGGGUGGUCACCAAACAGGAGGGCAGCGGCUCGGCGGCGUCGGCUGGAGGAGGAGGCGGCGCGCACGUGCACCAGUCGCACACUUCGCAGAACGUCACUGUCGUGCCUGUCCCCUCGUCAGGAAUCAUGACCGCAGCGGGCUUGGUGAUCACCACCCCACAGGGCACGCUGGUACCCACUGCGUCCACGCAGUCUUUCGUGGCCGGACCGCACUCCGCCACCACCAUGAUCGUGUCUGCGGUGCACCCCUCGAACGCAGACAAGAAGGGCGACAUGGCGGGGCCCCCCGCCAUCGUCAUGUCGACGCCGGGCAAGCGCGGCAGGAAGAGCAAGCAGUCGAUGAACAGAGCGAGCGGCAUCCUCCCCCCGGGAAGUGACGCGUUAAUACUGGCGCACCUUGCCGCCACCGGGCAGGUCUGGCUCCUUAUUUUCAUUGUAGCGAACCCGGCGCAAAAUCUGAUGCUUUGGUUGCAUCCCCAGCAUCACUCUGCCGAUCCCUACGACCUGUCCAACGACGAGGACGACCACUCCAGUAAAGAGGGUCCCAAAUCCUACAGGUGUCGCAUGUGCGCGGUGACGUUCUUCAGCAAGUCGGACAUGCAGAUCCACGCCAAGUCGCACACUGAGGCCAAGCCUCACAAGUGUCCCCACUGCUCCAAGUCCUUCGCCAACUCCAGCUACCUGUCGCAGCACAUCCGCAUCCACAGCGGCGCCAAGCCCUACAGCUGCACCUACUGCCAGAAAGCCUUCAGGCAGCUCAGCCACCUGCAGCAGCACACACGCAACCACACUGAGGCCAAGCCCCACAAGUGUCCCCACUGCUCCAAGUCCUUUGCCAACUCCAGCUACCUGUCGCAGCACAUCCGCAUCCACAGCGGGGCCAAGCCCUACAGCUGCACCUACUGCCAGAAAACCUUCAGGCAGCUCAGCCACCUGCAGCAGCACACACGGAUUCACACCGGCGACCGGCCGUACAAGUGCAACCACCCUGGCUGCGAGAAAGCCUUCACUCAGCUCUCCAAUCUGCAGUCUCACCGCCGGCAGCACAACAAGGACAAGCCGUUCAAGUGCCACAACUGCAACCGCGGGUACACGGACGCCGCCAGCCUGGAGGUGCACCUGUCCACGCACACCGUCAAACACGCCAAGCUGUUCUCCUGCGGCCUCUGCAACCGCUCCUACACCUCGGAAACGUACCUGAUGAAACACAUGAGGAAGCACAAUCCCGACGCGGCGGCCGAGCAGGCGCAGGGCCACGGCUCGGGCGGGCGGGGGCGCGGACGCGGCAGGGGCCGGGGCAGGGGGGCCCACCACCAAAGCCAGGCGAACCCCAACGCCGGCGGCCAGAACCCCAACGCCGGACCCCCCGGCGGCUACCCGCAGCCCGGCGAGGGCGUCAUCCCCUGUCCCUUCGACCUCCACCAGUACAAGACGGUGGCGGCCGGCGAGAUCCAGUACAAACCCGGAAGCGUGGCAGACCACAAAGACCUCUGCCUCACCGUGUCCACGUCCGCCAUCCAGGUGGAGCACAUGAACUCGUAGGACGCAAGAUUCAGCCCGUUGUACAAAGUCUUUCAAACGUAGUCCGGACAAAUUCGACAAACGGGGACUGGCUUUUCUAGGUGGACUUUGGCGUGGCUUUCAAAGGGAUUUAUCAGGUCUAAAGACGCGCAGGAGGAGGAAGCUUUAAUGGAGGACGCGGCCCGAGCAGUCCCAAUUCGCUCGCCGAGGGCCUCGUUCCCGCCUAAACGGGAAGCGGCGCCUUCCUCUGACGUCACCUCCGGUCCGGAAUUGCGGUUUAUCCGCGUUGACCCGAAGGAACAGCUGGCUCGCCCGUACAGAAGCUACCCUACGAGGCGGGCCGGAAUUCACGACUGACUCUUUUUAAAUUAAUUUAUUGAUCCAAAAUCUCCUCAAACAAAGGUGCGUGCGUGCGUGUGUGUGUGUGUGUGUGUGUGUGUACACCGUCAACUGUUAAUCGCAGGGGGGAUAAAUUCCCAAACCCAGCACGUGAUCGCUGAAAAUCUCAGUUCCACGUCCUUGAUUUAGCCCCACCCGACAAAAAAAGUAUAUAUCUCGUGAAAUAAUCUCAAUUUAUAAAUACAUUUUCUGAGAGUGAAAAGUGGGGCUGUAUAAUCGAACACAAAGUUAAUAAUUUCUAGUGUAAACAGCGACAGGUGGACGCGCAAGUUUUUCGUACCUUCCGACAUCUAAUCGAAAAUUUUUUUGUUCUGCUCGUCACAGAGAAAUAUAUUUGUAAUAACUCAUUAAUAGACAAUAAUUGGAUAAUUUGUUGUGGCAUUUUUUUUUUUUAACGCCGCCCAUUGAUAUAUUAUUUGGGGGUACUUUCACCCCUCCCUCGUGCUUAUAACAUAUUUGGACUCCCAUAUCAUGUCACCAAACCACAACAUUUCAUCAAAUGAAAGUCAGCUGACGUAGCGAUGCGAAAACGCCAUAGACGGGCCAACGCGAGCGAGCAUAGGUGGCACCCUGUUGAAAAGAAAAAUAGUGGCGUAAGGUUUUUUUUUCUUCUUGAAAUUACUAUUUUUUUAAUCACAAUUGCGUGCGUGUAAAAUUUGGAAACGGCGCGUGCGACGACAGCCGGAUGGUUCGCCCCCCCUCCCCCCAAAUUAUCUGAGCAAGUUUAUUUUGGUUUAUUGGCGGUUGCCUGUCGCGUGAAUCGGCGUCAAAGACGUUGCAUGUAACAAUUCCAGGCGCACGAGCGUACCGCAACGGCGCUAAGUAGGGUAGCGUCUGUCGUCCUCGCGGCCGAACGGAGGAGAAUUCCGGUUCUGGCCGCUCAAAUUGACCCCCGCGGGACAUUUGCCGAAUGCACUAAAGCGCAGAUGGGGGGCGGUGGGAGUGGGGGGGGGGGGCUCCCGAACUAAGCACUUGAUGAAGCUUUGUACUUCACCUUCUGCGUUUGGCGGCUGUACUUUUUUUAAUACGUCUGUAUUUUUCUACCAAGCGGAGGAAGGUGAACGAGCGCGAAUGUGGGUGGGGGGGGAGCAGUGUUGCCGUCGUUUAUUAUUAUUUUUUUGUUUGUUUUGUUUUUGUUACUAACACAAGCGUUUGCGACACUGCGUCGUGACAUUUUGGCAGCCAGUUGUUGGAGGAAUAAUGAUUGUAUGACAAACAUGGCUGACUGGUACUGUUAAUAUGGUUCAUUUUUAUUAUUAUUUUUUUUUUAUAAGGCUUUUUCCAUGCAUAUUCUAACUUCUUCCAGUAAAACUGUAUUGCAAAUGUUAUCCGCACUAUUAUCCUACUAAAGGCAUUAUUAUAUGGCAGUAUGCUGUACAUAACGUUUUCUGUAAAAGGGAAGCAUGUCCUGUGAAUUAUUAUUUUUUUUUUAAUGAUUACCCCAUACCCCCACUUCCCCACCCCCAAAAAAUGAAAAAAAUUGUAUUAGUGAUAUUCACUCAAAUUAUAUUUGGCUUGUAACCACCACCAAGAUCGAUAGUAUUGGGCAAUGUGAAACAUAAGUAAAUAAUUAAAAAUCUAUUUUUGUUUGCCUCCACUCACUUGCCGUCACCGGAUUUGCCCCCCCCCCCCACCACCGUGUAGCUUUCGCCUUCGUAGGGAAAAAAAAUGAAAAAUACAUUUACAAUUCAUGUCAUGUGUAAUGCUAACACGUUGAGCUGUGUGCUACUUACGCUACGCUAAAGCAUCCUGUAUCCUCCACACCUGAUUUAGACUUCAUGAGAAUAAAGUUGGCAAGCAAGAUUU